GCUAUUCUUUGUCUCACACGUGGCCUUGAAUUGCGUGCUUGGUUUUCAACUCACACCUAACGCUUCACCUCUCAAAUCCUCAAUUCAUCUUCUCCCUUUCUUCUAAAAUCUAACCCGGUCAACUCAGGAAAAAAGAAAGGAAAGAAAAGUGAGUAUUAGAGACUGAGAGACAGGUUUUGAGAAAGAGGGGAAGGAAAUGGUGAGAGAAAAGUGAGAAAAAGAGGGGGAAAAAAAGCAAGAGUAUAGAACGAAAGAGAGAAGCUGAGAUUACUCACAGAGUCAGUCAUUGGACGCUGUAGGAGGUUUCUCUCUUUUCCUUGCUGACUGUCCGACUGUUGGCUUAGGAACUUAGGGUAAGUUUAAUUUUUUUUUUUUACCAGGGGCGCCCGCCCCUGGGUCGCCCCCUGUAUAUCCGCCGCUGUACGUAUGUGAUUAGCUCACACGCCCAAUUAAGCAAUCAGCCUGUGCUGAAAGUUCAACUCAUCUCAGGCAAAUUACAUUUGAUUUUUCCUCACCAGGAACCACAAAACAGGCUAUAAAUGAAAAUCGCAACAAAUGUGAAAUUAACAAAAAGUACACAACAGGAUUUAACAUGAUGGGUUUAAGGUUCCAUUUAUGUUUCUUGGUUUUGUGUGGGACUCUUAUUAUCCCAACCAAAUGCCUUGCUCAAACCUGCCUGCCGGAGGAUCAUGUUGCCUUGUUCGUUUUCGGGGAUUCACUUUUUGAUGCCGGAAACAAUAACUAUAUCAACACCACCAAUGAUUACCAGGCAAAUGUUUGGCCCUAUGGCGAAACUUUCUUUAAGUACCCCACUGGGAGACCUUCUGAUGGCCGUCUCAUUCCAGAUUUCAUAGCUGAGUAUUCAAAGUUGCCAUUGACUCCACCAUAUCUACACCCUGCUGGUUAUCAUCGAUACACUGAUGGAGCUAACUUCGCAUCAUCAGGAGCUGGUGCUCUCGUUGAAACUCAUCCAGGAUUGGUGAUAGACCUAAACACUCAACUCAAAUAUUUCAAGAAUGUGGAGACGAUGUUGAAGCGAAAAGUAGGUGAAACACAAGCCAAGAAAUUGUUGUCGAGGGCUGUUUACUUAAUUAGCAUUGGAAACAACGAUUACUUAGCCCCUUUCACUACAAACUCCAGUGUGCUUCUAUCCUACUCUCCUCAAGAAUAUGUAGAUAUGGUGAUUGGCAACUUGACAACCGUGAUCAAAGAAAUACAUACGAAAGGAGGAAGAAAAUUUGGGUUUCUAAGCUUGCUACCGCUGGGUUUUCUUCCAUAUACGAAAGCCUCAGCACCAGGAAACAGUGAGGAAAUUACAGCACUGGUUAAACGGCAUGAUAAAGCACUCACUCAUGCCUUACAAAUCCUCACGAGCCAGCUGAAAGGAUUCAAAUAUUCAUAUACCAAUCUCUACAAUUCUAUCACCGAAAGAAUGAAUAACCCUUUAAAAUAUGGUUUCAAAGAAGGGAAGAUGGCAUGUUGUGGAACUGGUCCAUACAGAGGAAUUCCAAGUUGUGGAGGGAAGAGAUCAGUCAAAGAGUAUGAAUUAUGUGGGAAUGCCAGUGAAUAUCUGUUUUUUGACUCUGCUCAUCCAUCUGAAAAGGCUAACGAGCAACUAGCCAAGCUAUUUUGGAAUGGAAAUCUUGAUGUCACAUGGCCUUACAAUCUAAAAGCACUUAUUGAACAUAAGUGAGAGGGAGAUUAAUUAACUCACAAUCAAUUAUUCAUUUUGUUUACUGCACUUUCCCUUCUAUAUAUGUCUUCUUUUGAAACUCGAGAGUUUGUACUAAACUAUAUAUGCACUUGAGAAGAUGCAUUAAAGUAAUAAGGAUUGGAUGUUCUAAUUC
Molecule: messenger RNA, 1847 nt
Organism: Corylus avellana
Lineage: Eukaryota; Viridiplantae; Streptophyta; Magnoliopsida; Fagales; Betulaceae
Product: GDSL esterase/lipase 1
Biological process (GO): lipid metabolic process
Molecular function (GO): lipase activity
Source: RefSeq, a predicted model, not a curated record